Cladophialophora immunda is the source of this 2273-nucleotide messenger RNA. RefSeq lists its product as uncharacterized. The record is from RefSeq and is a predicted model, not a curated record. The transcript is spliced from 2 exons. Gene Ontology annotation, molecular function: acyltransferase activity, transferring groups other than amino-acyl groups. Lineage: Eukaryota; Fungi; Ascomycota; Eurotiomycetes; Chaetothyriales; Herpotrichiellaceae. The coding region runs from base 278 to 895 and encodes 205 amino acids.
CAUUCACACUCGUGCUAACAUCGGCAAGGCAGUUGUGAAGAGCUACCCAGGUGAGUGAGCGGUGGUAAGGUGACAUUGACCCUAUGCUUGUAGCUGAAGCCAUAUCUCGUGCUCCACAAAGGAACUCACUCUCUCAGGAGAUUAGGCAGCAACAACGUUUGAUCCAAUAUACCACCGAAUAUCAAUCAUACUCAUUACAGGAUGAAGACGAAUGCGUCCUCUACACUCCCUUCUCCUCUAGACGCCUCCCUCAAAGGGCACAACUUCUUCCUUCGACAUGCCUCUCGUUCUUCAGCCUGCCGACGAGGCCGAUGCCCCUCGCGUCGUUGAGAUCGAACGUCUCGCCUAUGCUUCCAACCCCCUCAACCCUGUCCUGUUUCCAGGACCGUUUCCGCCGGAAGCAAAGAACGAGCGUGCGGAAGGGCUCAUCAAGCAAUUCCAUGAAGAUCCAACUGUCCGAUGGGUGAAGGCGAUAGAUACCGAGACUGGUGAGAUCGCUGCAUUUGCAAAGUGGAACAUCAUCAAGGAGCCCAGAGAGCCGGCUCGGAGCCGACAGUUUGGCCCUGGAUGCAACGUUGAGGCAUGUGAGGAGUUCUUCGGGGGAAUUCAUAGAAAGCGAAAUGAACUGAUGGGAGGGAAGGCAUACUGCUUACUCGACCUUCUCCAGACGGAUCCAAAAUACCAGGGACGUGGUGCAGGAGGAAUGCUGAUCAGAUGGGGGCUUGAUGUCGCCGACGAACUCCACCUUCCAGCCUACCUUGAAUCGUCCCCUGCCGCCCACAACUUGUAUCAGAAAUUCGGCUUCCGAGAUAUUGACAAAUUCACACUAAAUCCAAAAUGGAACUACGGAUCGGCAGACGCGACGAUUUCAUUUAUGCUCAGGGACGCGAAAUAAUGGCUUGUCUUUCGCUAAGGGGGAGCAAAGCAGCGUGGGCUUCAAUACUGGGGGAUUUGCCAAGACUACCGCUUCAGUGAGACAAAGGCUUAUUCAUGCCCACUCAAAUGGGUAUGCCGUUGGCGAGCGGAAUGCUGGUAAGAAAGGUGCUGUGGCAACUUCCUGAUUCCAUCCGCGAUAUUCACCUUCUUGAUCGGGACCGAUUCUCCGGGGGGCGGCGGUUCUGAGCAAACGGCGAAACAGCCUGUUUUGCUGCCUCGAUAGGAUGUCUCGGUCUCAUCUCAAUCUAGGGAAAUGGCGAGUAAGGGGAGCAAAGGUAGGUGGCAAGGCUCAACCGCAUCUUGCAGCAUUGUCGGCUAAAUGCUGCUGCUGAAUAAGGCUUCUUAUAUAAGAUAGGUCAGCCUAGGGGUCUCGACCGCCAGUACUUAGCGGCUCACCUGCUACCUGAAUUCAUCCAUGCCCCGAUGCACUGUCGUCGUCCGGUUCUGACGCUUGACCGAAAAUCUCCCUGCCCACAAAGAAGUUGUCGUUACCAAUGUUCGUCGCACCGAACUGAUGAUUCAACAUGGGGGGAAGCUUGCCCUUUCAGCAGCAUCCUCAAUCAGACAAGUGCAACCUUUGUCAUAGACGCAUGGAUCGAGAUGGGAGAUCGUUACUGAAUUUUCUCAUUUCUGUUUUUAUAUCUACCCCCGAGUUGCUACAGAUGAAGUGCCGCUUGAAUACGUCCCUAAAUCAUGUGCAUGAAUACUUCAAAAAAUGCCCUGUUCUCCCGUCGUUUGAUGAGCUCUAGGCAUUCCACAAAGAACUCCUCGAUCAAUAAGACGACAUUGCAAGAUGGCGAUUUGUGCAAAGGGGAGAGGCGGAUACAACUGACGGAAUCAACGAGCCGGGAGACUUUGUCCCGGGGAUCAGUUUUGGUUCUCCUCGACAUCGAAUAUGUCUGAAGUUCGAUGAGAUAUCGUCAGGGCAAAAGGAGAGAUGUCGUCAGCUCCUCGACCAUGGUACAAAUGAAGUCGCUCCCUGUCCACGACGAAAACUUCCAGCAGAAACUCCAGCACAGACUAUUCUCAUGAUCCGCGAGGAGACGAUGGCUGAAACGUCCACAAACUCAGCCGAGACGAAAAUCAUUCGUCACCCGACCCGCCGCAGAAACCAGCGAUAUUUCGAGUCUUAGCGAACAGGGUUCCAUCAAUGCUAUGCCGUCGACGCACUCGCGGGGUGGAGAGCAUUCGAAGCAAUGCAUGACGGAAAAAGUUCACGCCGUUACCCCGAACAAUCAUCGGCCGAGAGCAGGGACGUUACGGUCCUCAGAAAGACAUGCGUACGCGACUCGGGUCAUCGUGGAGCUGCGCAAGGCGAGACGUGAGAUUUGACACAA